Molecule: messenger RNA, 258 nt
Organism: Prunus armeniaca (apricot)
Lineage: Eukaryota; Viridiplantae; Streptophyta; Magnoliopsida; Rosales; Rosaceae
Source: the annotation of a GenBank genome assembly
AUGAGUUCUGAGAUCGUGUACUCAAGGAAAAUGGUGCUAGAUUAUGAAGGAUGUACAAAGAAGCAUAAUACAGGAAAAUACAGACAGAAUACUCAACAGAUCCAAACCAGUGGUUAUCUGCACCAUCUUGCUCCUCUCAAACAUCUUUACCAGAAGAAUCAUGACAAUUACAUGUCCCACUUUCGUCUUGAGCUCAUCGAGUGUGCUAAUUUUCAUCCAUUAGGCCUCUCCUACAGAAUCAUCCAGUUAUCUUGGUAA